AUGUUCGUUUUGAUCGCUAGCGCUAUCGUAACCUUCCCUACGAUGUUUUUUUGGACAGCUCUUCGAGCGUUUGUUAGAAUAAAGAACAGCGGCGCUGUCCACCGCGAAGGCUCCAGCCAGCGCGUCGGCUGCUACUCGACACUCUUCCCCUUUAUAGCCCUAGCCGUCUUGGCUGGCAAGCUUGGCAAUCCGCUGAAGCCCACUGCGGCGCCGCCUAGAACUUGUUCCGGAGCCACUGAAAGGACGCCGAGACCAGGGCUAAGGUUGCCUUGCUCCCGCCUGACCCUGCCUGCCUGGCAUACCUGA
Molecule: messenger RNA, 306 nt
Organism: Akanthomyces muscarius
Lineage: Eukaryota; Fungi; Ascomycota; Sordariomycetes; Hypocreales; Cordycipitaceae
Exons: 2
Coding region: 1-306 (101 amino acids)
Source: RefSeq, a predicted model, not a curated record